This is a messenger RNA of Trichogramma pretiosum, 387 nucleotides long. Its product is annotated as proline-rich receptor-like protein kinase PERK9. Bases 1 to 387 code for a protein of 128 amino acids. The record is from RefSeq and is a predicted model, not a curated record. NCBI's taxonomy places the organism in Eukaryota, Metazoa, Arthropoda, Insecta, Hymenoptera, Trichogrammatidae. The transcript has a single exon.
AUGGCUUCGUUUCUUAACGGCCAGAACAACAACGGCAUCGGGCUAGCGGCCGCCAUGGCCAAUGGUCAUCCGGUAGCAGCGUCACCAUCGCCGCCGCCGCAGCCGCAGCCGGCCCAACCACUCAACCCGCCGAUUCAACUGCAAGUCCCGACGACGGUCCUACCCCCGUCGGCCAAGAACCACGUCAACUCUUACCCGGUGGUUGCUCUGCCGACCUCGGCUCUCGCUCAUCACCAGCAGACCCACCACCAGGAGUUGAAUUCCAUGCCGCCGAUGCCUCUGGCCGCGCCACCACCGACCGCGUCUGCUCUUGCGGACGCCCCAGCCUCCUCGCCGAUGCCCGCUAUUCAGCUUCAAGCGCCCAUACCCAUCGAGCAACCAUGCUGA